GCGCGCCUUUACCGGAAAUACGUCAUGAGGCAAGAUGGCCGCUGACACGGGUGAUUCCGGCAACGUGACUGCCCGGUGGUGAGGUAGACCGGACGUGUGCGCUGCUGGCCGGGGCACUGGGUGUUCAGGGAAAAUAAAAGGAGACCUUCUAGUACCUUGAGCAGGGAAGAUGUCGUCGUACAAGCCUGUGGCCGUUCCAUCUUACCCCAAGCUUGGGGAGAAGAUCACACAGGAUACGUUGUACUGGAGGCGCUACAAGACUCCCGUUCAGAUAAAGGAAUUUGGUGCUGUAACAAAAAUUGACUUUUCACCUGUACAGCCGUGUAAUUAUGCUGUCACCGCAUCUACCCGGAUCCACAUCUAUGGCAGAUAUUCUCAGGAGCCUAUCAAAACAUUUUCCCGCUUUAAAGACACUGCCUAUUGUGGAACAUAUCGAGGCGAUGGGAAGUUGCUUGCGGCGGGCUGUGAAAACAGUGUGGUGCAGCUGUUUGAUAUCAAUGGAAAGGCUGCUUUGAGACAAUUCAUCGGACAUAGCAAAGCCGUGCAUUUUGUGGAUUUCACUGCAGAUAAUUUUCGGAUUGUGUCCGGCUCAGAUGACUAUGCGUCCAAAAUCUGGGACAUUCCAAAUGGCAUAGAAAUCUCCACCUACAAAGAGCAUACGGACUACGUGCGCUGCGGCUGUGCGAGUAAACUCAAUGACGAUCUGUUUGUUACAGGCUCCUAUGAUCAUACUGUAAAGGUUUUUGAUGCUCGAACAGAAAACAGCGUGAUGACCAUGCAACAUGAACAACCUGUGGAGAGUGUCCUGCUCUUCCCUUCAGGGGGGCUUCUCGUCUCUGCAGGUGGUAGAUAUGUGAAAGUGUGGGACCUGCUGAAGGGAGGACAGUUAUUGGUGUCAUUAAGAAAUCAUCACAAAACCGUAACCAGCCUGUGCCUCAGUAGCUCUGGUCAGAGGCUGCUGUCUGGAUCACUAGACCGGCACGUGAAGGUCUACAGCACGAUGAACUACAAAGUUGUACAUAGUUUUGACUAUGCUGCCUCAAUCUUAAGCCUCGCCUUGGCUCCCGAUGAUGAAAUGAUUGUGGUGGGAAUGACCAAUAGCGUCUUGAAUGUAAAACAUCGGAAGCCUGAGGAGAAGAAGUCGAAUGAACCUGUAGCGAAGAAACGUCCCAGAUACAGAAUGUUUGUGAAAGGGAAGGACUACGUGCCGAAACAGGAUGACUUCAUUGUCAGUAAACCAGUAAGACAACGCUUAAAGAAAUAUGACCAGCUGCUCAGAGGUUUCCAGGUGUCUGCCGCUCUUGAUGCUGUGCUAGAGACUCAGGUUAGAACCGCAACCCCAGAAGUGACUGUGGCAGUGAUGAAUGAAAUCGAACGAAGAGGAACUCUCAAAAACGCCCUAGCCGGGAGGGAUGAGAAACAGCUCAGCUUAAUGCUCAACUUCCUCAUCAAGCACAUGGUAGAGCCUCGAUUUGCCCCAAUAUUGUUAAAUGUGGCAGAAAAUGUAAUUGACAUAUAUUCUUCUGUCACAAACCAGUCCUCUGUAGUGGAUAAAUUAUUUCUGAGGCUCCAAGACACACUGGAAAAAGAAAUCAGUUACCAGGAAGAACUCCUCGAAGUUUUGGGAAUGAUGGACACGCUAUUUGCCACUAUGGCCAGCAAGAAAACAACAGUCUCCAGAGAGACCGGACCAAGUAUUCCAGAGGAAAAGAACUUGAUGGCAGUAAAAUCCUCCUCAUGAUCCAGCCAUAUUCAGUGAACAUAUAUUUUUGUACCACGUUUUAAGAUAUUUUAUAUGGGAUGGAUUGAUCCAGAUCGAAUGUCAGCGCCGUUUUAAAUCCCAUGCUGCCAAUUUCAUCAUUUUGAUGGUUGAAUGGUCACAACCUUUUAAAGAAAGGUGACUUCAGUUUUACAUGAACUCUUUUUCUUGCAUUGCUGGCCUGUACAUGAAUACAGGGUGAAGGGCCUUGCCCACUUCCAUUCA
Molecule: messenger RNA, 1984 nt
Organism: Bufo gargarizans (Asiatic toad)
Lineage: Eukaryota; Metazoa; Chordata; Amphibia; Anura; Bufonidae
Gene: UTP15
Product: UTP15 small subunit processome component
Exons: 13
Coding region: 170-1741 (523 amino acids)
Biological process (GO): rRNA processing; positive regulation of transcription by RNA polymerase I
Cellular component (GO): nucleolus
Molecular function (GO): protein binding
Source: RefSeq, a predicted model, not a curated record